AUGAAUACAUAUGUCGCCCGAUCCAGAGAGCAACAGCAGGAAGAUCACAGAGCUAACAGGUCUCACCACUGCCCACAUUGUGAGGAGAUUUUCCCAAUUCUAUCAAAGCUAAAAAUACACCAAAAAAUACAUACAGGACAGAAUCCGUAUUCCUGUACUGACUGUGGGAAGAGAUUCACAACAUCAGGGAAUCUAACGGUUCAUCAGAGAGUGCACACUGGAGAGAAGCCUUACUCCUGCUCUGACUGUGGGGCGAGUUUCUCUCGACUGGGCCACUUAAAAACACAUGAACAUAUACAUACAGGAGUGAAGCCUUACCCCUGCUCUGACUGUGUAAAAUGCUUCACAACAUCAGCUGAGCUAAAAGUUCAUCAGAGAACACACACAGGAGAGAAGCCUUUCUUCUGCUCUGACUGUGGAAAGAGUUUCUCUCAACUUUCCCACUUAAAAACACAUGAACGUAUACAUACAGGAUUGAAGCCUUACUCCUGCUCUGACUGUGUAAAAUGCUUCACAACAUCAGCUGAGCUAAAAGUUCAUCAGAGAACACACACAGGAGAGAAGCCUUUCUUCUGCACUGACUGUGGAAAUAGUUACUCUGCACUGUGCAACUUAAAAACACAUGAACGUAUACAUACAGGAGUGAAGCCUUACUCCUGCUCUGACUGUGGAAAGAGUUUCUCUCGACUGGACAUCUUAAAAACACAUGAAAGUUUACAUACAGGAGUGAAGCCUUACUCCUGCUCUGACUGUGUAAAAUGCUUCACAACAACAGCUGAGCUAAAAGUUCACCAGAGAACACACACCGGAGAGAAACCUUACUCCUGCUCUGACUGUGGAAAGAGUUUCCCUCUACUGAGAACCUUAAAAACACAUGAACAUGUACAUAUGGUAGUGAAGCCAUAUUCCUGCUCUAAUUGUGGAAAGACUUUUUCUCAACUGGGACACUUAAAAACACAUGAACGUAUACAUACAGGGGAGAAGCCCUACUCCUGCUGUGACUGUGUAAAAUGCUUCAAAACAUCAGCUGAGCUAAAAGUUCAUCAGAGAACACACACAUCAGAGAAGCCUUGCUCCUGCUCUGACUGUGGGAAGAGUUUUUCUCGACUGGACCUCUUAAAAACACAUGAACGUAGACAUACAGGAGUGAAGCCUUACUCCUGCUCUGACUGUGUAAAAUGUUUCACAACAUCAGCUGAGCUAAAAGUUCAUCAGAGAACACACACAGGAGAGAAGCCUUACUCCUGCUUUGACUGUGGAAAGAUUUUCUCUCAACUGGGCCACUUAAAAACACAUGAACGUAUACAUACAGGAGUGAAGCCUUACUCCUGCUCUGACUGUAUAAAAUACUUCACAACAUCAGCUGAGCUAAAAGUUAAUCAGAGAACACACACAGGAGAGAAGCCAUACUCCUGCUCUGGCUGUGGAAAGAGGUUCUCUCGACUGGACUACUUAAAAACACAUGAACGUAUACACACAGGAGAGAAGCCUUACUCCUGCUCUGACUGUGUAAAAUGCUUCACAACAUCAGCUGAGCUAAAAGUUCAUCAGAGAACACACACAGGAGAGAAGCCUUUCUUCUGCACUGACUGUGGAAAUAGUUACUCUGCACUGUGCAACUUAAAAACACAUGAACGUAUACAUACAGGAGUGAAGCCUUACUCCUGCUCUGACUGUGGAAAGAGUUUCUCUCGACUGGACAUCUUAAAAACACUUGCUCUGGAUAAGAGCAUCCGCUAA
Messenger RNA from Oncorhynchus kisutch (coho salmon), 1740 nucleotides. Its product is annotated as zinc finger protein 160-like. The record is from RefSeq and is a predicted model, not a curated record. Gene Ontology annotation, molecular function: RNA polymerase II transcription regulatory region sequence-specific DNA binding; DNA-binding transcription factor activity, RNA polymerase II-specific. The coding region runs from base 1 to 1740 and encodes 579 amino acids. Gene Ontology annotation, cellular component: nucleus. Lineage: Eukaryota; Metazoa; Chordata; Actinopteri; Salmoniformes; Salmonidae. The transcript has 3 exons. Gene Ontology annotation, biological process: regulation of transcription by RNA polymerase II.